Messenger RNA from Neopsephotus bourkii (Bourke's parrot), 843 nucleotides. RefSeq names its product cyclin dependent kinase 2 interacting protein (gene CINP). Lineage: Eukaryota; Metazoa; Chordata; Aves; Psittaciformes; Psittacidae. Bases 83 to 718 code for a protein of 211 amino acids. The record is from RefSeq and is a predicted model, not a curated record. The transcript is spliced from 5 exons.
CCGGCUGCCUGCGCCGCUCGGCGGGGCCGGGCCUGGGCGGGGCCGGACGUGAGCGCAUUUCCGCGGGCUGCAGAGCGCCACUAUGGCGGCAAAAAGUCCUGGUGAUGGUACUCCAAGAAGACCUGUUUUACCUGUUAGUGCAAGAAAAAUUAAAGAUAAUGCAGCAGACUGGCAUAAUUUAAUGAUGAAAUGGGAGAGACUGAAUGAUAAUGGGUUUACUACAGCAAACAAAAUAGUCAACAUGAAGAUUAGUGAGCAAUUUCAAGACAACAAAAUGGAGAUAGCAUGUGAUAACAAUGCCACUCGAUCUGAAAAGCCAGCUCCAAAAUAUAAUGAAGAACUGGACAGUUGCUGUGAAGAAUUACUUGAGACCUUAAAGCAUAUGACAAAAAUACAACUGAAAAUGGAAAAGCUUACUUCAACUGCAAAAGCAAUCUGUGACUUGGAAGCAUUCCACCAUAGAGCUGGGAAUUGCACAGCACCCUUCUUUCAUACAUGGCCCACACCAUACUUCUAUGAGGUUUCUCUGAAGCUCUCUGAAAUGUACAGGAAGGAGCUACAACUCAAGCAAACAAUUGUACAAGAACUUGCUCAUUCUGCUGACCAGGAUCUGAUGAUGGUCUAUUUAUCAUCAUGGUUAUACCAGCCUUACAUUGAAAAUAGCAGCCAACUACUACUUGAAGCCAUGCUGCUAGAAACAGGACACAGACAGUGCUAGAAUUCCAAAUGCUACAUGGCUUCUUGUAAUGAUGCAUACAUGAAGCUGAAGUGGCAGACUGCAAAGCUUACCAAGUAAACUGAGUUUUUGUAAAAUUUAUUAAAAAUAUUUCUAUUUGUAAUUAU